Messenger RNA from Triticum urartu, 2323 nucleotides. The record is from RefSeq and is a predicted model, not a curated record. Lineage: Eukaryota; Viridiplantae; Streptophyta; Magnoliopsida; Poales; Poaceae.
UUCAGUGAGGUGGCUACUUGGGCGUGUGUGCGAGUUCCUCUUCCACCUCCUGGCUCUGCUCCCCAAUCCCCAUUCUUGCUGAAACCCUAGCUACUCCAAUUUGUAUCCUGGAUGGAUCUGGUGUUCCGGAGUUGAGAAUCGAGUGCUAGUUACCUAGGACCAUAUCAUCCGCCCAUCUUCCGGCUCUCGCGGCGGCGACUUACCGGCCAGCGCCGACGACGCAUGGCUCCCAGGAAGAAGCGCAAGAGUGCGCCGCCGGAGACGGUGAGCACCACCGUCCACGACCUCCCCGACAGUCUCCUACAGUACGUGCUCUCCUUCCUCCCAGCGCAGGCGGCUGUUCGGACGUGCGUGCUCGCCCGGCGCUGGCGCCACCUUUGGAGGUCCACCACAGGCCUGCGCAUCGUAGGCCUUGAUGACGAUGAGGAGAAUGUCCCAGUCCAAGACCUCCGGAAAUUCGUGGAACAUCUGCUGAUGCUGCGCGAGCGCACCGACCUAGAAAGUGUUGAGAUGAAAUUCUACAGUUGCUCUGAAGGCGAAAUGCCCUAUGUGAAUCUAUGGAUCCGUUUUGCUGUGAUUUGCAAAGUUCGGGUGCUCACCCUUCAUAUCCUUGAGGAUGAUUACCUCCCCCUAGACGACAUGCCUCUUGUGUCUCUGCACCUGAAAACAUUGGACCUUUAUGGUCUAAUCCUACAAAAGAGCUUUCUUGAUUUUGCUAGCUGUCCAGCAUUGGAGAAUCUGAAGAUGAAUGAUUGCAAAAUCAAUGGUUGGAAGAUAUCGUCCCUUUCCCUAAAGCAUUUGAGCAUCACUAGUUGCUUCUGUGACCCAGAUUCCCGGCUCAGGAUUUCCACUCCAGGCCUUGUCUCUUUGAAACUAGAUUGCUUUGUGGGUAAAACCCCUUUUCUUGAAAACAUGCCGUUGCUACAGACUGCAUGUGUGAAUCUUGGCAAAGGCUGCAAAGAUGUCUGUUUGAAUUAUAACUCUGGUGUCUUCUGUGGAGCUAAUAAGAACGGAUGUGGGAAUUGUCUAUCAAAAAACGAUGGCCGCAGCAAUUCAGUGCUUCUGGGUGGGAUGUCAAGUGCUAAACAUCUUGAACUGAUAUCUGAAUUGGGAAAGUUCAUUUUCACAAGAGAUUUGAAUUGCCGCCCUACAUUUAGUAAGUUAAAGACUUUAUUGCUCAAUGAGUACUGGUGCGAGGCUCCUGACCUGGGUCCACUAGCUUGCAUUCUACAAAAUUCACCAGUUCUAGAGAAGCUCACUCUUCAACUUUUCUCCAAGGGACCAGAUCAUAAAGUGGAAAUGAAAGGAAGGUACAGUCCAAUGGAGGGUCCGUCUGCAAUAUCAGAGCACCUAAACAUGGUUGAAGUCAAGUGUAAUGUGGUCGACGAGAAGAUUCUCAAAGUCUUGAAGCUCUUGUCUGCAUUUAACAUACGUUUCGGUUUCUUGUAAGGGUGAGAUGAUCUGGAUUGUCGAUGGAUUUACCAUCUCUUGACUAUUCAGAAAUGGAAGGUGCAAGUAUGUGCUGCGACAAGGUUUCCGUCGUUUUGGUGUGUGUGCAUCUGAUGCCAAUUCUACCGAACAAAGGAAUAGUGCAGAAUUCGGAUCAUGUAACUUGUCAACUCUAGACUUUGUUUUAUGGUGUCUUGUAAUUUCUGUUGCACUUUUGGUUCAUGGACUGCAGGUUAGUACGAGCACUCGCUUGGUAUGUCUUUUCUGGCUUCGGUGCAUAACUUGUUGUGUUAUGAAUUAUUCGCCUGCUUUCUUGUUCCUCCUAUUUGAUCUCUGCUAACUUUGCUGGUCCAGAGGGGAGGUGGCACCCUUGGAUGUUGCGUCUUGGGGAGCACCGUGCCAUUCUGCGUCUAUUUAGAGCAACUCUAGCAGAUGUGCCAAAUUCCGACCCGUAAAAUCGUUUUACGGUUCGCCCUAAAAUGAUUUUGCAGGCACUUAAACCCCAGCACAGAACAAAUCUUGCAAACCAUACUCUAAAUUUGAAAACUUAAACAUAGUUUUGUUCCCGCUACAUAGUCUGUCUGGAGCACACCAGAGAUCAUCAACAUAGGUAAACAAAAAACUAGAUAAAACUAGCUUGACGUCGGAGACCCGCCACGGGCCCCAUGUCACCUCUGUGUCGCCAGAGCUCAAUUCAAAUUCCAUCUCCUUUUGCCUUUUUCCCAAGCACUUCUUCAUUCUUCAGGCUUAAAUCCAGAAAGUAGGAAGUUAGUAAGAGCAGAGCAAGCAUACCCUGAAAUCAACGUGUUCAGAUUUGGGAUGUUGUAAUGCCCGUUGUGCUCUUUCAGAGCAAAAAGCGUUCACGUUUUUCUUU